Molecule: messenger RNA, 888 nt
Organism: Maudiozyma saulgeensis
Lineage: Eukaryota; Fungi; Ascomycota; Saccharomycetes; Saccharomycetales; Saccharomycetaceae
Source: the annotation of a GenBank genome assembly
AUGUACCUCGAAAUUCUUAAUAAGAUCGAAGAUAGAUACUAUAGAGCCUGUUAUGCUGCAUACAACUACGACUUCGAUAACCUUGUCGUUAAUUUCAACAAGGAUGAUUUUGUUACCAAAUAUUUUGAUGAAUACUGCCUUGAGGACGAACUCUUAGAAGAAGAUAAAUAUUGUGAAGAAAAAAUGAAAUUGGGUCGGCUUCAUGACUUGACAUAUUACAUUGUGAGAGGUGUACGUUUCAGUUUCCAUUUUGCGUGGCAGUUGAGGCACUCGGACUUGGAACUGAACCACUGGAUCUACAGGGCCAUUUCAGCCAGAUUUGUCAUGAGCAACUACCUCGAGGACGAUUUGAUCAAGGAAUAUAUUCCUGCCUGUCUGUGGUAUCCAAAUAUUCCCAAGAAGGAGACUUGCUUGAAGCUACUGGAAAUUGCCCCGGACUACAAGUACUCGAUUGGCUGCGUGGCUGGGUUGAACGAUUGGAAAGACGUGUUUGUUGCCUGUAAUUUCCAGUGUAUUGAUACUUAUCUUUGGAGGUUACUUUACACAUAUCAAAGAAAAGAUAUGCUUGGUCAAUUGAAAGAAAAACUUGAGGUAAGAGAGUUCAUAAAACGAGACGGUCGAGUUAGAAUUGAUGCCCCAUUGUACGGGAAUGACUCUUCUGAGUUACUGGGAUAUACGACAACUGAUUUCUGUCUUAAACAGUUUGCACCAGAGCACCUGAGAAGGUAUCACUCUAUUAGAACAGAAUCACUUGAGUGGAACACUUUGGGUGAUGGAUUUGGAGGACCAAACGAUAAGGCAGAUAUUACAGGUAUUGGAUAUGUAAAGAGUCAAUAUAUUGAGAGAAUGAUUCACCAGAAUGAAAGGAUGGAGGAAUUAUAUAUGUGA